This is a messenger RNA of Anthonomus grandis grandis, 1095 nucleotides long. Its product is annotated as ADP-ribose pyrophosphatase, mitochondrial. The record is from RefSeq and is a predicted model, not a curated record. Gene Ontology annotation, molecular function: ADP-ribose diphosphatase activity. The coding region runs from base 39 to 932 and encodes 297 amino acids. The transcript has 4 exons. NCBI's taxonomy places the organism in Eukaryota, Metazoa, Arthropoda, Insecta, Coleoptera, Curculionidae.
UAAAACCAGUAAAACCUAACCUCUCUUUCUCAUUUUAAAUGCUUGGUUUUUGUUUUGUUUAUAUUUUCUUUAUGUUAUUGACGAAAAAUAUUAUAAAAAUGCAUUCAAAAUGCCGAGGAGACCUGUAUCCAUUUGGGGGUAUUAAGCGCUUCCACGUUCCCGAUGAACUCGUUUCUUGGUCGACAAGGUUCAAUGAUUAUUCACCGCCAGAAUACGAAUCUCCGGUAUUGCAAAACAAGCCUUGGGCAGAUCCUCCUCUUUCUGAUGCGAAGUUUAAACCGAAAUGGAACGCUCUAGAUGGGAAAAUUAAUCGAAAAAGCCACUUGGGCUCUUACAAAGUCAAGAACGGCAGGCCAUUAAAUCCUGUAGGUAGAACAGGUUUACAAGGAAGAGGUAUCUUGGGAAAGUGGGGCCCAAAUCAUGCGGCAGACCCUAUUGUUACUAGAUGGAAAGUUACUGAUAGCCAAGAAAAAAUUCACAAUAAUUUCACUAAUAAGCCUAUUUUGCAGUUUUGUGCUAUUCAGAGAAGGGAUUGUCGGCAAUGGGCACUACCAGGAGGUAUGGUAGAUCCUGGUGAGCAAGUCAGUGAGACAUUAAAGAGGGAGUUUAUGGAGGAGGCACUUGACAGCCUUGAGGCAUCUUUUGAACAAAGAAAAUUAGAUGAGGAAAUGAUAAAGCAAUUCUUUUCAUUUGGCUCAGAAAUUUACAAAGGUUAUGUGGAUGACCCCCGAAACACUGACAAUGCAUGGAUGGAAACUGUGGCUGUGAAUUUCCAUGAUGAUAAUGGACAACAUGUUGGCAAGUUUGACUUAAGAGCAGGUGAUGAUGCUGCAAAUGUUAAAUGGAUGGAUAUUGAUAGAUCUUUGGCAUUAUAUGCCAGCCAUUCUGAGCUUGUUAAGACGGUUGUUGAAAAGUUGGGAGCACAUUGGUGAGAGAAAAAUAAGUGUAAUCAAGCAAAGCUAAUUUUAAAUUAAAAGUUACAAUGUAUAUUUGAAUUUCCAUGGAAAAAAAAUAUAUUCAACUUUUUUUUUAGAUUAUUGUAAAAUAAACUAUAUAAUACAAUGUUGAUAGGUUAAUAAAGAAGAUUGACCUGUA